Messenger RNA from Thlaspi arvense, 1033 nucleotides. The record is from the annotation of a GenBank genome assembly. Lineage: Eukaryota; Viridiplantae; Streptophyta; Magnoliopsida; Brassicales; Brassicaceae.
CACGUUACGAAGCGACACCAAAUGACACGUACACAUGUUUAAUGUGUCUGACUACUGUCGACUGCUGUUCGACUAGUUUACGGCUGAUCCAACGGCCAGAAAUGAAAUUCAAUUGUGAUAACAGAUUAUAGAUUUCCGUAAACUCACGUGAAGAGAAAGAGAGAGGGAACAAAGUGGGAUGUGGGAUACGAGGGGGUUCAAACUUCAAAGCGAGUCAAGACGGCACUAGCCAACUCGCACGGUUCGACUCGGCUAGUGACUGAGCAUACGAGGAGUCUCUCCCUCUUGCACAGCAUGCUUUCGCCGGAGUUCAUCCUUACAUCAUCAGUGAUAAAGAUAAAUAGCACAGAACCACAACAAAUCUUGAGCCUGCAUGAGUCCAUUUAUACAUACAUUAACUCCAAUGUGAAAUAAAGAGAUUUGAGAUUAGAGAGUAGAGAGCGAUCGUCAUGGCAACGAAGUCAGUUUCUUCCUUCGCCGUAUUUUUCAUCCUCUUUCUGGUUAUGUUUGAAGUGCCCGAGACAAAAGCGCAGGCUAGCAAAUGCUUGAAAGAAUACGGCGGCAACGUGGGUUUCAGCUUCUGUGCGCCUUUGAUAUAUCCGUCCUUCUGUUAUCGGAGAUGCCGUCAGAACAAGGGCGCGAAAGGUGGAAGAUGCCGUACGGGAAAGGCCGGCGCUACUGAUAUGAUAUGCUUAUGCGACUACUGCAGCGACAAGCCUUGAUAAGAUUCCAAGCGAUCGUUACACGGUUUGGCCGCAGCCGCAGACGUUUUGUAUCUGAUCACCUUGUAUGUAUCAUGUGAUAAAUACAGUAGGUUACUUGAUGAGGACCAUAUUUUUACAUAAGAAAAUUAAUCGGAUGUUGAAAAUUCAGAUUAAUUUUUAGUUAUAUAAAAUAAAGGCCGACUUUGUUUUCUGUAAUUUUGAUUUAAGCCUUUAAGGUCACUGUCUCGACAUUUCGGGUAUUAAUCUUGAAACGUGUGAUGGAUAUAAUUAAGCUUUUUUAUUUUUAUGUAAAGAAAAACCAUUUCGAA